GAUAGUAGCACUUCAGGAGGUGCGCUGGAAGGGUACAAUGAUACGCCAUCUACCAAGGUGGAGGUGAAACGCGUGUGCUCGGUACCGCGUUCAUGGUGCUAGGUGCUAUGCAACAGCGAGUGAUUGGAUGGUGGCCAGUCAAUGAGCGAAUGUGCAGGUUGAGUGAGCAUCUUAAAUGUGCACAGUCCGCACCUUGGGAGCACCGAUAACGAGAAGGAGCUCUUCUUUACGCAGCUGGAGAGGGAGUACGACCGCUGCCCACAACACGACGUCGAAAUUGUCAUCGGGGACUUUAAUGCUCAGGUCGAUCGGGAGGAGGCAUUCAAACCGACGAUAGGAAGCUUCAGCGCCCACCAGCUGACAAACGACAACGGCUUCAGGCUUAUCAAUUUUGCCUCAAUUUGGUCCUCCAAGCAUAUGAGCAUUCGUAGCACCUUUUUCCAGCAAGCACCGCGGUUCAGCUAUACCUGGAGAUCACCACUACAAACCUAUUCCCAAAUCGACCACGCUCUGAUAGACGGAAGGCACUUCUCGGAUAUUAUCGACGUGAAAACAUACAGAGGCGCAAACAUCGACACGGACCGUCGCCUGGUAAAUGGUAAAGCUGCACCAGAAACUCUCCGUGGUCAACAACCAACGGAGCAAGCCUAUCCCAAGGCUCAAUCUGGAUCAACUGAAACGUGCUGAUGUGGCGGAGAGGUAUGCGGUAGCGCUCGGGGAAACGCUUUCGGACGACAACACCGCAAUGCCCCUCGGAGACCACUGGCGUAAGGUGGAACACAGACAGUCGACCCUGCUCUUCCAGGAAAAGAAGCGCCGCUUCGAAGAGUCAGAUGAACAGCUGCUGGCAAAGCUCUCUCAGUCGGGGGACAUCCGCUCGUUUUACAGGAGGUUGAAAGAGGCGCGGAGUGGAUUUGCUCCUAAAACCGCGAUGUGCCGGGACGCAGACGGAAAUCUCCUGACAGACGAGCGAAAGGUGAUCGAAAGGUCCUCCAGAAGUGCCGAGAGCGUAAGAUCCCUACGCACAUCCUCUUUAUCGACUUCAAGGUGGCCUACAAUACCAUAG
Messenger RNA from Anopheles stephensi (Asian malaria mosquito), 1066 nucleotides. RefSeq lists its product as uncharacterized. The record is from RefSeq and is a predicted model, not a curated record. The transcript has 2 exons. Bases 596 to 1066 code for a protein of 156 amino acids. Lineage: Eukaryota; Metazoa; Arthropoda; Insecta; Diptera; Culicidae.